GGCUGGGACACUAUGCAGGCCUAUCUAAUAAUAGACAGACGCUACCAUGUCGCUGCUGUCCCUCGCCUUUUUGCUGUUUUUCAGAGGGUUUACUUUUUCUGAGGCAGGCAACUGUGAAGUGUGUGUGGGCUUUCUCCAUAGACUGUAUGGCAGUGUGACCUCAACCCACAGAGAACUCACUCCCAGCCUGGUGGAGGAAGAGCUGAUCCAGGCCUGCAAUAACGCACAGGGGAAGGAGGCAAGGCUGUGUUACUACCUGGGAGCCAGUAGUGAUGCAGCAACCCGUGUCAUUGCAUCAGUGUCUCGACCUCUGGCCUCUCAUGUCCCUGUUGAGAAGAUCUGCCAACGCCUCAGUGGCAGAGACACACAGAUCUGUCAGCUCACAUACGAGCCUCAGCUGAAGGAUCUGAGCAGCGAUGGGCUCAAAAAGCUGAGAGUCGCAGAGCUGAGGAACAUCUUAGCCUCAUGGGGAGAAGAGUGUCGGGGGUGCCUGGAGAAACACGAGUUUGUCAGCCUCAUCCUGGAGAAAGCGCUACUGCAUGCUCACAGUAUGGAACUAUAAAUAGGAAUUAAUAUGUAAUGUGGAAUAAUUUAUCCACACAGCAAAAAGGCAACACACACUUAUAUUAAACCAUACAGACCUUGUUAAUAUAUUUAAAUGAAAAAUGUCACUGGAACGUAUUUGAUUUUUCAUUGUUAUGUUGAUGGACACUGCACUGUCCCAUACUGCAAUGCAUUACUGUUAACUAAUUCAUGUUCUCAAAUUACUUAAUUCAUAUAUGUUAAAUAAAUAAUGGCAGGUCAGAGGAACAAACUGCGACAACUAUUUCCACUGAUGUGCAGCUGACUGAUAGCCUUAGCACUGAUUCUUCGUUGUUUCUCGAACUUUUUAAAAGUAACAUAUAAUAUUGUCAUAUUACAUUCUAAGUACCACCAUUUUGGCCGAUACUGUAAAAUACAGUAGUGUAGACUGAUCCUAUUCAGCUACAGACAGUUCACGCAGGAGGCAAUAUUAUUCCUAAUAAGAUUAUUUAUUGUUGACUGUUGUUGAAACCUCAACAGAACCGAUUCAAGAACCAUAGAUGAUUUGGUAUAAAAGGGGUACUCCCGGUCCGAAUAGUUCCUUUUUGUUUCUGAACCAUUCAUUUUAGCUCCACUUACUAUCUUGCCAUCACAGUUUAGCUCAUAACUAAUCAUGGAUAAGAUAAGAUGUAGCACAGUCUUGUUUAAGUAUUUUCAUUCAAAAUGUAAUGUUUUUAAAUGAAUUAAUUACAUUUUUGAAAAUUAUUUCAGAGAUUCCUCAACAUACUUCUACAGGGAGCUUGCAUACCACCAGUGGUACAAGUAACAUAGUUUGAGAACCAGUGCUCGGUAACAUUUUAUGAAAAAGUAAAAAAUGGGUGACAUCUUUAAAUGUGCUUGUUUUGGAGGACAAGCUCUCUAAACCCCUAAGCGAUAUGAAUAAUAAAAAUGACAAACAGUAUAUUUUAAGAUGAAGUCAGUAAAUAUUUGGUGUUUGAUAUUUUAAAGCUUGAUAAAAAAAAUUGUUGUCAAUUCA
Messenger RNA from Dicentrarchus labrax (European seabass), 1558 nucleotides. RefSeq names its product cerebral dopamine neurotrophic factor (gene cdnf). Gene Ontology annotation, cellular component: endoplasmic reticulum. The record is from RefSeq and is a predicted model, not a curated record. The transcript has 4 exons. Bases 47 to 562 code for a protein of 171 amino acids. NCBI's taxonomy places the organism in Eukaryota, Metazoa, Chordata, Actinopteri, Moronidae. Gene Ontology annotation, biological process: dopaminergic neuron differentiation; neuron projection development.